This is a messenger RNA of Exophiala aquamarina CBS 119918, 1383 nucleotides long. RefSeq lists its product as uncharacterized. The record is from RefSeq and is a predicted model, not a curated record. Bases 1 to 1383 code for a protein of 460 amino acids. Lineage: Eukaryota; Fungi; Ascomycota; Eurotiomycetes; Chaetothyriales; Herpotrichiellaceae. Gene Ontology annotation, molecular function: aldehyde dehydrogenase [NAD(P)+] activity; succinate-semialdehyde dehydrogenase (NAD+) activity. The transcript has a single exon.
AUGGCGGAACUGAAGUUUCAGACAUUGAAUCCCGCAACUGGGGAGGUUGUCAAGACAUUUCUCUCAGCGACGGACGAUGAAGUUCAGGCAGCAAUCGACAACGCUCAUGAUGCAUUUCAGAAGAAUUGGCGUCCGCGGCCAGUCAAAGAUCGGGCAGCUGUGAUCUUCAAAGUGGCAAAGUUGAUGCGGGAGCGAUCUGAGUCUCUUGCACAGCUGGUAGUGCUGGAGAUGGGCAAACCUAUCGACAUGGCCCGAUUUGAGUUGGACAUAUCAAUCAGGAUCCUGGAGUAUUACGCCGAAAAUGGGGAAAAGCUCCUCGCUCCAAGAACACUUCCCCAAGCUCCGGGAUCUCGGAUCGCUCUUGAACCUCUUGGGGUCAUCCUGGCCAUCGAGCCCUGGAACUACCCUUUUUAUCAGGUCGCUCGGGUGGUGGGACCACAGCUCAUCGCCGGUAAUGUGGUCAUAGUCAAGCAUGCACCAAGUGUGCCUCAAUGUGCAAUUGCACUAGAAGCGUUAUUCACCGAUGCGGUGGUGCCGACCGGAGUGUACACCAACAUUUUUGCAACUAUCUCACAGGUCCACCGUCUCAUCGAAGACUUCCGCAUAAGAGGAGUGACUUUGACCGGCAGCGAAGUGGCUGGCGCAGCCGUCGCAGAGCGCGCCGGACGACAUCUCAAGAAGGUCGUCCUGGAACUGGGCGGCUCGGACCCUUUGAUCAUCCUCGACGAUGCUCCACUUCCGGCAGCGAUUCAAACCGCCACCGUCGGCCGUUUGAUGCAGUCAGGACAGUCAUGCGCGGCAUCGAAGAGGGUCAUUGUUGUCGGAAAGGAACGUGGUGAACUGGUCCUCGAAGGGCUCAAGCAAAGUUUCAGCAACUUCCGGGCUGGUGAUCCCUCCGAAGAGGUGACCACACUAGGACCCGUCUUUGCCGAGCGUGGUUUGACGAAACUUCUGCAACAGGUCGAGAUGGCCAAGAUUAAUGGUGCAAAGAUCGUAAUGGGCGGCCAGCGAGUUCCUCGACCAGGGUUUUUCAUGGAGCCCACCAUCAUCACAGACAUUUCACCAGAGAACCCUCUCUUUGGCGAGGAGACCUUUGGCCCUGUAUUGUCCUUUUACAUCGUCAAAUCUGAGGACGAAGCCAUUAAACUGGCUAACGCAACCAAAUUUGGAUUAGGAGCUUCCAUAAUUACAGCAGACACAAAGCGUGCAGCAGCUUUGGCUGCGAGAAUUGAUUCUGGAAUGGUCUUCAUCAACUCAUUCGUAUACAGCGGACCUGAAGUGCCUUUUGGAGGCAUCAAAAACUCCGGGUUUGGCCGAGAACUAUCAGACCUGGGCUUGAUGGAGUUUGUCAAUCAGAAGUUGAUUAGAGAAGGUACACUUUGA